Molecule: messenger RNA, 1739 nt
Organism: Lindgomyces ingoldianus
Lineage: Eukaryota; Fungi; Ascomycota; Dothideomycetes; Pleosporales; Lindgomycetaceae
Exons: 3
Coding region: 13-1713 (566 amino acids)
Biological process (GO): N-glycan processing
Cellular component (GO): glucosidase II complex
Source: RefSeq, a predicted model, not a curated record
CGCCAUUGAAAGAUGGGGAAACCGCGACUCUCGACCAUUGCCUUUCUUCUGUAUUGCCUAUCUGCUGCUGCGAAUGCGGCAUCAGAGGCGCCGCGGCCGCGUGGCGUAGGUCCAGAGUUUGCAAAGUUCUACAAAGAUGGGGACAGUUUUACGUGUAUCUCUAACCCUACUGUUAAACUUGACAUAUCCCGCCUCAACGACGACUACUGCGAUUGCCCCGAUGGCAGCGAUGAACCCGGCACUUCUGCAUGUUCAUACCUCUCCCCACUCUCGCCUCCCCAACCCUCGGAGCUAGGCAAGGGUCAAUUCAAUGAGACGCCAGCAUUACCCGGGUAUUAUUGCAAGAAUAAAGGGCACCUGCCCAGCUAUGUGCCUUUCACGGCUGUCAAUGACGGCAUCUGCGACUACGAGCUGUGCUGUGAUGGUUCUGAUGAAUAUGAUGGAGUUGGUGGUAUUAAAUGCGAAGAUCGGUGCGCAAAGAUUGGCAAGGAAUGGCGGAAACAGGAUGAAGCGAGACUGAAGAGCCUUGGGGCUGCGAACAAGCGCCGAAGAGAGCUGGUCACUGAAGCGGCUAGGCUGAAAAAGGAAGUCGAAGAUAGGAUUCAGACCUUGCACACGCAGAUCCAGGGCGCAGACAUAAAGGUUCAAGCAUUGGAAAAGAAUCUUGAGGAUAUUGAGAGGCAGGAGAAGGGGAGAGUCAUCAAGGGCGCAGGCAAAGGAGGGAAGUUGACGGUGUUGAUGACCCUGGCGAAGGAGAGGAUUGCGGAGCUGGUAGAGAGUCUUACAAGAGUGAGAGGCGAGAGGGAUGAGGCGAGGAAUAGGGUUAAGGAGCUUGAAGAAAUCCUGAAGAAGUUUAAGGAGGAAUACAAUCCCAACUUCAACGACGAGGGUGUCAAGAGGGCUGUCAAAGCUUGGGAAGACUAUGCUGCGCAAGAGAGACCUGGCCCAGAUGGGGCGCACGAUCGAGAUCUUGAAGAGAUCUUGAAGCCCGACUCCGAGAACGGCAUUAAUUGGGAGGAAUAUGAAGAGGGCGAACAAAGUGACGUCGACGUGUUGUACAAGUUUGAAGAAUAUCUCCCAGAGCCCUUGCGGAACUGGGUUGAUCAGAAACUGCGUGAUCUGCGUAUCAUGUUGAUCGAAAAUGGUAUCCUUGCGGACCCACAUGACACCAAUUCCCCUGAAUCUAAAGCUGUCGCCGAUGCCCGCCAACAACUUAACACGGCCCGCAGUGAGCUGGAUACUGACAGAAACGAACUCCAACGGCACCAAGAAGACCUGGAUAAAGACUACGGUCCUGAAGGCGUAUUCCGAGCGCUUAAGGGUCAGUGCGUAGAACAAGAUUCCGGCGAGUACACUUACGAAUUCUGCUGGAUGGAUAAAACGACGCAGAAGUCCAAAAAGGGCGGUGGGCACACGGGCAUGGGAAACUUCGCACGCAUUGAGAAGAUCGUGGUGGAUGAAGAUCUCCCGCCUGACGGUAAAGGAUUGGGAUCUGGGGAGCGUUAUGUUUUGCAGUUUGAGAACGGUCAGCAUUGCUGGAACGGCCCGAACAGGAGCACACAGGUCAUCUUGGCGUGUGCCGAGAAGGAUGAGAUUUGGAAGAUUGUAGAAGAAGAGAAAUGCGUGUAUAGGAUGGAGGUUGGGUCUCCGGCGGUUUGUGAGGGUAAGAUGAAUGGCGUCAAGCAAGUUUCUCCUGCUCACAACGAGUUGUAACAAGCGGUUUUUUUUUUUUUUUUUUU